UUUCAAAUCAAUUCUCUUUAAAUAAAUCAACCAGUAUUAUGAAUAAACAAAAUGACAAUGGUAACAAGAAAAACAAUCCAAAUAUUCGAAAUAAAAUUCAAUCUAACCUUGUGAAUCACACAAGCUCCUCGAUCAGCAGUGGUAAUACCGUUUACAAAUACAAGAAGAAUGUUAUUCAUCCUACUACAACAAUGAAAAAUAUGCAUAAAACUACAAAUAAUCCGUAUAAUAAAAAUACUGCUAAAAAUUCCACUAAACGUGUUAUCAAACAACAGCAACAACAUCAUCGUAUUGCAAUGACAGAACCACCGUCUGUACAAGGUCAUUCUUUAGCCAGUAGUCGUUCAGUAUCUGCUGCAAGUUCAAUAUCUAAUUUGAAGUCGGUUAACACAUUGAAUAAUGAAUCUAAUAUUCAACCUCCACGUAGUAGUAAUAUUCCCAAAGCUACUAGUAUUCAACAAAUAUCUGUGGAGUCGGUCUAUGCAGCUCUUGUUAAACAGGAUAAGUCAUUGAUGAAUCAACACUCAUCAAAUCGCACAACUAAUACAACAAAAAACAAUAAUACUCAUAAACUUGCCAGUAAAACUCCAAAUACUGGGUUAUAUGCAAAAAAUACAUCUAAUCAUCGGUCAUUGAAUACAGCUGGUCGUUCGAAUCAUCCUUCUGAACGUCUUACCUCAGUUGAAGAAGGAAUACCAUUAACAACAAAAUUGCAACAGUCUAAACAUAAUUAUUCACUUCAUGACUCUAAUGAUUGCAUACCUAAUGCUUUGUCCUGUGGAAAUUCCACUGUUGCUUCAAACACUAAAACACCUGAUGGUACACUGUCAGCAACAACGGAAUUAUUUGGAUCUGGUACAAUUUCAAAAAAUGACAAUAACACACAAGCAUCAGAUGUUCCUAAACCUAUUCGUGGUGGACGAAAAUCUUUAAUAGGCCGAAAAAUCAGUCCAUCAACUGUGAAUAUGAUGAAUAUGUCGAAUAAUGGAAUACCUGUUGCUGUGAAACCAAUAUCAGCUGUUAAACCAACACCACAUUCUCUGUUGAAUAAUAAUAAUAAUAAUAAUGACAAUAAAUUUAAAAAAUCAGCCACUGAAUCCUCAGUUGAAUCGGAUAUUAUUAAUAAUGAUGAAGUGAAAUCAUCAAAACACAAUAAUGGUUAUACAAAGUGUGAAUAUGAACAAAAUUACCGUAAUUACGAUAAACCUAUUCCAGGUAAUAAUGAUGAUAUUAAUGAAAAAUUGGCGAAUACACCUCCUGGAAUGUGGAUCGUUCGUGAAGAUCUAGACGUAGUUAUUGGUGAUUUUCACUAGAAGGUUUGUUCUAAAAAAUAAACAAAAAAUCAACCUCACAAUUAUUACUCUUUUAUCAAUUAUUCUCAAUAGUAAAAUACUCUAUACACACCGGUUACUACACAUUGUUUCUCUACUUUUCUGAUUUUAAAUUUAUGCUUUUAUAUACUACUUUAUUGUAUUUUAGUAGUUUAAAAUAUUUGACUGCAUUUUUCACUCAUCAGAUUAAUGCUAAUAUUGCAAGAGUAGUUGAAAUAAUAUUUUAUUCUUUAUCUACUAUACUAUGGACUAUUUAUUAUUUUGAAUUACUAUCAUCACUAUUAAUUUCUCUUUCAAAGUUAUCUAACAUCCACUUGCUUAAUGCAAAUUAAAACAAACAAAAAUUCCAAUUUAUCUAUUUAUCAUUUCUAAACAAGCAGGGUAUAUUUCUGCAGUUCCAUCCAAGAGGAAUCUAUACGUAAACGAGAACUCCUAUAACCGUUUAAAUACGCCUGUGUUUAUGUAUUACAAGCUUCUUAAAUUAGUUUUUUUUUCCUUCAGCUCCUUUACUCUCCAAUAUUUAUGCUACUUGUAAGUAGUAUAUAUAUAUAUAUAUAUAUACAUACAACGUAUUGAUGAAUCCAUUAUCGUUUUGUACAGAACCUCAAAAUUGUCUUGCACAUUCAUGUGCUUUUGUUUGUAGGUAGUCAAUUUUGUUUGGUACUAUCAUGUUACAAAUAACAAAUUAAUUAAACCAAACCAGUAGGGAAUCAUACAUAUUUGCUUCAAUUGAAAUUAUAGCAUUUAUGUUAACUUUUAACCUUAAAUUUUCUAUCCUUCUUCAUUAUAUUAUUCGCUUAUGUUUAUUGUUGAUCCAACUCUUUUCUUUACGUGUCUAAUGUAAUCAUGUUAAAGUCUGGGAUGUGUUUCAUAAUGUGGAAAUGGUUGGAUGGGUUCUCUUAUCUCUAUUAUAUUUGAACACGUUUUCAACCUUUAUUAUUGUUGUCGUCGCAUACUGGUUGUUCUUGUGCUUUUUGCUGAUGUUCCACUCUAAUAUAUUUCAUUUUUAUUCAUAUAUUCUCUCUAACAAAAUAUGUCUUGGCAUUUCAUUUUGUAUAAUGCAAACUAUUUAAUAG
Schistosoma curassoni is the source of this 2407-nucleotide messenger RNA. NCBI's taxonomy places the organism in Eukaryota, Metazoa, Platyhelminthes, Trematoda, Strigeidida, Schistosomatidae. The record is from the annotation of a GenBank genome assembly.